Molecule: messenger RNA, 1653 nt
Organism: Selaginella moellendorffii
Lineage: Eukaryota; Viridiplantae; Streptophyta; Lycopodiopsida; Selaginellales; Selaginellaceae
Product: ferrochelatase-2, chloroplastic
Exons: 10
Coding region: 289-1551 (420 amino acids)
Biological process (GO): heme biosynthetic process
Molecular function (GO): protoporphyrin ferrochelatase activity
Source: RefSeq, a predicted model, not a curated record
UCCUCCUCACGAGCCCUAAAGUACUUAGCAUUCUACUUGCCUUGCAAGAAAAGGUACCAUUAGAGUAGGGUUUAGAGAAGAGUCCGCGUGUUGACUAGUGGGGAAGAGUUUGGUCGAAGGCGGUGCCGCUCAAAGAGCCGCAUUUCAGGGCUGGCUUCGCGAAAUAUCGAUCGAUCGCCUUCAAGAUCGCUGUAUUCCCGAUCCGAUCGAGCACUCUCCAGGUAGCGUCUAGAUUUUCGCCAGAGCUUCAGGGAUCGUCAUUCGAUUUGAAAUUUCGAGCUCGUCACGAUGCUGGCUCACAGGUCUAUUCCCUCGCCAUCACAUAACCUGAGCUGCGAGCCACUCUUUGAUACGUCGCCAAAGCACAUUCGACUUGGAUCGAACUAUCAUUUUCAGCGGAGGUGUGGGCUGUCAAGCGGGGCAAAGCAGGCGUUCGCCCUUUCUCGGCGAUCGAUAGAAGUUUGUUGCUCGAGUACCAGUAGUCCCGGAGUGCUUACUUCGGAGCAAGCAAGUGUUUACAACGAACCAGGAGACAAGCUAGGCGUGUUGCUGCUAAAUCUUGGUGGUCCAGAUAAGCUCGAGGAUGUUCAGCCGUUUCUUUACAACCUCUUUGCUGAUCCGGACAUUAUUCGACUGCCUCGACUUUUCCGUUUCCUGCAAAAGCCUCUUGCUCGACUUAUCUCAACACUGAGGGCGCCUAAAAGCAGUGAAGGUUAUGCUGCUAUUGGUGGAGGCUCGCCCUUGAGAAAAAUCACGGACGAGCAGGCUGCUGCUCUUGCAAAAGAAUUGGAACGGAAGGGAUUGCCAGCUAAAAUCUACGUUGGAAUGCGGUACUGGUAUCCUUUCACAGAAGAAGCUAUAGAUAAGGUCAAAGCCGAUGGGAUCAACAGACUUGUAAUUUUACCUUUAUAUCCACAAUUCUCAAUCUCCACCAGUGGUUCUAGCCUUCGCUUGCUAGAAAGCAUUUUCAGGCGAGACGAAUACCUUUUAAACAUGAAGCACACUGUGAUCCCUUCGUGGUAUCAUCGUAAGGGAUACGUGAAGUCCAUGUCAAACCUAAUCAAGAAUGAACUUUUGAAGUUCGAGAAGCCUGAAGAGGCACAUAUCUUCUUUAGUGCACACGGUGUGCCAGUCUCUUACGUGGAGAAAGCGGGAGAUCCCUACAAGGACGAAAUGGAGGAAUGCGUUGACUUCAUUAUGAAAGAUUUACGACAGGAAGGUGUCAUUUGCGAGCACACGCUUGCAUAUCAGAGCCGAGUUGGACCUGUAGAAUGGCUAAGACCAUACACAGAUCAGACCAUCAGAGAUCUGGGAGAAAGAGGCAUAAAAAGUCUUUUAGUUGUGCCAAUCAGUUUUGUCAGCGAGCACAUAGAAACGCUUGAGGAGAUCGACAUGGAGUAUAGGGAGCUAGCUGAAGAAUCCGGUAUUACGAAUUGGCGGCGUGUACCUGCACUCGGAUGCGAACCAACGUUUAUUGCUGACUUAGCUGAUGCCGUUAUUGAGUCUCUUCCGUUUGUUGGGCCUUUGAGUGCUCACCAGGUCUGUUCUUGAAGGCUUGUUCGUAACAUCUUUGUAAACAGUGAGGACUAGUUACUGAUAUGACGCCAUCUUUAGCGAGAUAUGAAAAGGUUUUCCCAGAGGCAAGUUGAGCUC